Messenger RNA from Cotesia congregata, 348 nucleotides. The record is from the annotation of a GenBank genome assembly. Lineage: Eukaryota; Metazoa; Arthropoda; Insecta; Hymenoptera; Braconidae.
AUGAUGUCCGCGUGGCCACGAAUUCACUGCGCAAUCUAUACUACUAGAUUUUUUAUUUAUAAAUUCCGGCAAAACAAAAUUGAGAUUUUAUUCAGAAAUGUCUUCGGGAUACUGGUGAGCAAAUUUAAGCACAAGCUCGCGACAGAGGCUGACGAGCGUGGAGUAUCGCCUGUUGAGAUUGUCGAGAUCGUGAGCAAUUACGUCGACAGUUGUCACGGAUUCACGUCUCGGUCUUUUGACAGAUGCAUCCAGCGAUGGACAAAGCUCUUCAAGCUGUUCCUUGAACGCUCUGAGCCGCUGGCCAUAGAUCUACAGAGGCCGGUUAGUCCGUUAUGGUUAGUAAAUUAG